This is a messenger RNA of Siniperca chuatsi (mandarin fish), 3641 nucleotides long. RefSeq names its product cholinergic receptor, nicotinic, alpha 2b (neuronal) (gene chrna2b). Gene Ontology annotation, cellular component: neuron projection; synapse; postsynaptic membrane. The transcript has 6 exons. Gene Ontology annotation, molecular function: acetylcholine-gated monoatomic cation-selective channel activity; transmembrane signaling receptor activity. Bases 703 to 2370 code for a protein of 555 amino acids. The record is from RefSeq and is a predicted model, not a curated record. NCBI's taxonomy places the organism in Eukaryota, Metazoa, Chordata, Actinopteri, Centrarchiformes, Sinipercidae. Gene Ontology annotation, biological process: nervous system process; monoatomic ion transmembrane transport; signal transduction.
UCAGAUGUGUCCUGUCCUCUCACAGUGGAUGAUGCUGUUAUGCGGACCUAAUCGACCAGAGUGGCCACUAACAAUGCUUCCAAUCAUGGAAAAUAACUAAUUUAAAAUUUCAAAAUGGAUAUUAAAGUCUUAGAUUAGGUCACCAAGGACGCGUAAAUUUUUGGCACCGUGCGUAAAAACGUGGAAUUGUUUGAAUAAUAUACACACAUACACACAACAACUAACCGGACUAUAUUACCGUGAAUGAAUUUCUUGAGACCAAAUUUGUAAAGGCAGCAUUAUGAACUGGUACUUAAGUCUGCAAAUACAUCAGAGGUAAGCUACAGUGCCGCUCCCUGAUUCAGCACCGGGUGAUGGAUAGCUCACCGAGUCAGUGCGCGGACAGGCUUUUGGAGCGCGGAAACACAAGGUACAUUUCGCGGGCAGGGCUAAAGUGAGGAGGGUGACACUUCUAUCGAUGCUGAGCUUUAGGGAAAAGACAGUAAAGUUGUUCAGACAGAGUAUCGUCAUACUCACUCCCCGCCCACAGAUAUAAACGCAGCUGUAGUAAGAGUAGUGGUGAAGUUGUCCUGAUAUGCCUCCCAGCUGCUAAGAUGACAGAUUUUGCUCACACAUCACGGCUUCAAGGUAACGUUUUGGCAGUGGACGGAAACACCUCCGCACUCUCCGGUGAAGUUGGACUUCUUGGUACCAGAGUACAAAAUGGGACACAACCACCUGUUCUCUGUGAGGACGGCUAUUCUCUGCUCGCUACUCUUAUGUCCUUCAGUUCUUUGUCACGAGAAGACCCACUCGCAUGCUGAGGAUGAUCUCUUCAAGACCCUGUUUGCUGGUUACAACAAGUGGUCGAGACCCGUGCCAAACAUCUCUGAUGUGGUCAUUGUCAAGUUUGGACUGUCCAUAGCACAGCUCAUUGACGUGGAUGAGAAGAACCAAAUGAUGACAACCAAUGUGUGGCUUAAACAGGAGUGGAAUGACUACAAACUUCGCUGGAGACCAUCUGACUAUGACAAUGUGACGUCCAUAAGAGUGCCGUCAGAGCUCAUAUGGGUACCAGACAUCGUCCUCUACAACAAUGCUGACGGUGAGUUUGCUGUGACCCAUAUGACGAAAGCUCACCUAUUCCACAAUGGUAAAGUUCGCUGGGUUCCUCCUGCCAUUUACAAGAGCUCCUGCAGCAUUGACGUCACCUUCUUCCCUUUUGAUCAGCAGAACUGCAAAAUGAAAUUUGGCUCCUGGACGUAUGACAAAGCCAAGAUUGACCUCGAGCGAAUUGAAAACACUGUGGACCUGAACAACUACUGGGAGAGCGGUGAAUGGGCCAUCAUCAACGCUGUGGGAACAUACAAUACAAAGAAAUACGACUGCUGCCAUGAGAUCUACCCAGACAUCACCUAUUUCUUCAUCAUUCGAAGGCUUCCCUUGUUUUACACCAUCAACCUCAUCAUCCCCUGUUUGCUGAUCUCUUGCCUCACUGUUCUGGUUUUCUAUCUACCCUCAGACUGUGGUGAGAAGAUCACGCUGUGCAUCUCUGUGCUGCUGUCCCUCACUGUUUUCCUUCUCCUCAUCACGGAGAUCAUACCGUCCACAUCCCUGGUUAUCCCACUCAUCGGCGAGUACCUCCUCUUCACCAUGAUUUUCGUCACCCUCUCCAUUGUCAUCACUGUCUUUGUGCUCAACGUGCACCAUCGCUCUCCCAGCACUCACAAGAUGCCCCGCUGGGUCCACUCUGUGUUCCUGGACCUGAUCCCACGCUGGCUGUUCAUGCGACGGCCCUUACCAGAUGGCCGGCGUUGCAGGCUGUUGCUGCUCCAGCAGGAAGCAGUGGUGGAGCGGCGGCAGGGCCGGAUAGCUGGGUGCAAAUCUGGAAACUGCCUCAGCACUUCGGCUAACUGGUUAAGAGAUGGGACCAUGUCAGAGGACCCUGAGAGAAGCAGUUACGAGGAUUUAGAGCUGGGAACACUGACGUCAUAUUUCUCCUUCCGUCCUCCUUCACCCAGACCUCCAGGGUCGACUCCUCCACCACAACAGAAAAACUCACAGAACAGCCAGAACCGACAGGAGGGGGCUGCAGGGACAAACAGACACUUAACAGGGGCCAGAGUCAAUUCCACUCAGAGGCCAACUAAAGUUGAUAGUACAGUAUCAGACUCAACAUUCCUGCUUUCACCAAGUGUUAUGCGUGCUCUGGAAGGGGUGCACUACAUUGCAGACCAUCUGAGGGCUGAGGAUGCUGACUUCAGCGUGAAAGAGGAUUGGAAGUAUGUUGCCAUGGUGAUUGACCGCAUCUUCCUGUGGAUGUUCAUUAUUGUGUGCCUGCUUGGGACCAUUGGCCUCUUCCUACCCCCUUGGCUAGCUGGCAUGAUCUAGCUCUCGCUGAAAAUGUAGCUGAACUCUACGUCAAGACCGGGAAUGUGACUCAAGUUUGUGUAACACGCUAUGCUCUUUACACACCACCAAACCAAAAUUAUACUAUUCUUAGUUCCUUAUAACUAGUGGGCCAUUUUAGGAUGUCUCAGACUCAGCUGUCCAGACUUGGCUCAACUUUCAUCUGUCUGGUGCACUUUGUCAGCCUCAGGUGUACUUCCUCAGCCUCACCUGUAGGUUGUGUUUGACCUGAAUGCUAACAUUAGCAUGUUAACAUGUCUGUUGGAUGUUAAUAUGCUAACGUUUAGCACGUUAAGAUUUGGCAUGUUAGCAUGCUAACGUUAGUAUGUUAACAUGCCACUGUUAGUUUAUUGUCUCUUUAGCAUGUUAGUUAGCGUAACAUGCUAGUUAAAAAGUGUGGUGCCAGCAUCAGUAUUGGGUAAGGUGUUACAGUAAUUCAGUACCCUAACUACAUUAUUAGUAAUCUUGCUGUUUUGCUGGGAGUUAGGGUGGGAUGAUCAACAUCAGUUUUUGUCUCUGUGCCUUCAGUGGAGAGACUGGUCAAGAUGCAUAAUGUUAGCUUAUUGUGAGUGGCUCGAGGCGAGAGAGGGGGCUAUUGGUUAACCUCCAGCAAAAAUAUGCCUUCCGGUAACUCCAAAUUUGUCUUAUUUACAUGGUGUUUUCUUCUUAGCUGUCCAGCUAGCCACUGGUAUACCCAAAAAAUACCUGGGUUUUGUUUAGAGUUGUACAGUGUGUAAAUAAAGGUCUUUGAGGACUGGACUCCCAAGUCUGAGGUCACUGGGGCUAGCUGUUAAUGGACAGUAGCGUAAUACCUCCAAUGCCUAUAGGCUGGCUGCUCCACAAAGUGCAAAUGUGGCAACUUUGGAGUUAAGGCACCAGCUGGGCUGAGUAACGGUAAGCAAUGUAACUAAUUACUGUUAGUUACUAGUAAAGUGAUGUGAUGACAUUUUCAGUUAACAACAUGAAAUCAGUUUGAUUACAUUUUCCAAAUAACUCCAGAAACUUCAUUCCACCUAAAAUGAGAUGGCUUUAAGUUAAAGUUUCUCAACUUUCUUUGGUUUUGACCAACAAUGGCAUACUGUACUAGGAAUUAAUAGUAUACUGGACACACUAACUGGGGUCAUUUGUGCUGGUUUGGAAAGAAUUUCCUACCCCCCCCCCCAAGUUUUUCUUUCUGGCCAUGCUGCCAUGAUUACACUUAUUUUUGAAUGACUAUAGUAUGUAAUAAAUACCCUUAUGAAAACCUUUAAAAA